This is a messenger RNA of Panicum virgatum (switchgrass), 3446 nucleotides long. Its product is annotated as probable LRR receptor-like serine/threonine-protein kinase At3g47570. Bases 55 to 3165 code for a protein of 1036 amino acids. Gene Ontology annotation, molecular function: protein binding; protein kinase activity; ATP binding. NCBI's taxonomy places the organism in Eukaryota, Viridiplantae, Streptophyta, Magnoliopsida, Poales, Poaceae. The transcript has 2 exons. The record is from RefSeq and is a predicted model, not a curated record. Gene Ontology annotation, biological process: protein phosphorylation.
CACAUAUUCAGUUGUACACCAAUUGCAGCCCAUAAAUUCCCCAAAGCAACCAGCAUGGCAAUGCGUUGUGCGUGCUUUCUGUUGCUGCUAGCCGCCUCCAUGUUCCUCUCGACGCUCCCGGCCGCCGACGCCGACGAUGAGGCGGCGCUGCUGGCCUUCAAGGCGGCAGCGGUCGGCGGCAGCAGCGACGCGCUCGCUUCCUGGAAUAGGAGCACCGAUGAUGGAUACUGCAGCUGGGAGGGGGUGAGGUGCCGGGGCAGGCACCGACGAGUGGUGGCGCUGAACCUGCCGUCCCAUGGGCUCACCGGCGUCCUCUCGCCUGCCGUCGGAAAUCUGUCCUCACUGCGGAUUCUUAACUUGUUUGGCAACAAAUUCAGCGGUAACAUCCCUACAAGCCUCAAUCGUCUUGGCCACCUCCGAAUCCUCAACUUGAGCCGAAAUGCCUUCUCUGGCCCGCUCCCAGCCAACCUGAGCUCUUGCACUAGCUUAAUGGUCAUGGACCUCCGCCUAAACCAGCUCAGCGGGAGCGUGCAUUCUGAGUUCGGCAACAAACUGACGAGGCUUAGGUUUCUCGGCCUUAAGAACAACAGCCUCACUGGUUCAAUCCCAGCGUCACUGGGCAACUUAUCUUCAUUGGGUGUUCUGGAACUCUCAUUUAACCAGCUUGUGGGCACAAUCCCGCCUAACCUUGGCAACCUCAAGGACCUCACGUUUCUUGGGCUCGCCUACAACCACCUCUCCGGCGAUGUCCCUAUCUCCCUAUACAACUUAUCUUCGUUGGAAAAGAUGCAGAUUCAGGUCAAUAUGUUCUCCGGCAGCAUUGCUACUGAUAUAGGCAGUAGGUUCCCAAGCCUGCAAAUCCUUGUAUUUGCAGGAAACCAGUUCACCGGGCACAUCCCUGCUUCACUCUCCAACCUCACAUCACUCGAGAAAUUUGGCCUCUCAAUAAAUAGCCUCAGUGGAUAUGUACCUCGCACGGUGGGAAAACUACGAGUUUUGCAAUACCUAGACUUGAGCAAUAAUAUGCUAGAAGCUAACGACAGGGAGGGAUGGGAAUUUAUCACUUCUUUAUCAAAUUGCAGCCAGCUCCAGCAAUUCAAUAUUGAUGGCAACACCGCUUUCACUGGACACCUACCAAGCUCAAUUGUGAACCUCUCAACAACCCUGCAAAUUCUCGCCUUUGAUACCACUGGGAUUUGGGGACGCCUCCCCCGAGCCAUCGGCAAUCUGGUGGGCCUUCAAGUCCUUUUUGCUGGGGAUGCUUCUAUAUCCGGAAGAAUUCCAGAUAGCAUUGGCAAGCUAGGAAACUUGACUUGGCUUUAUUUGGCCAACACUAACCUGUCAGGCCAAAUCCCUUUGUCUAUUGGAAAUCUCUCAAAGUUAGCUAUCCUUAAUGCAACUAAUAGCAAUCUAGAGGGACCAAUUCCAGCAAGCAUAGGAAAUUUAAAGAGUAUAUCUUCCCUCGACUUGUCAAUGAACCACCUCAACGGUUCAAUUUCUAGAGAAAUUUUCAAACUACCCCUUUCUUUUAGUUACAUAAAUUUGGCUUAUAAUACACUAUCUGGACCCCUCCCCUCUGAAGUUGGUAAAUUGGGGAACCUUAAUUUCAUGGUUCUAUCAGGAAACCAACUGUCUGGAGAGAUACCUGAAAGUAUUGGGGAGUGCACAGUCCUGCAAGAACUUUGGUUGGACAAUAACUUAUUCAAUGGAAGCAUACCCCGAACUCUAAACAAGGGUCUGGCUGCACUCAACUUGUCCAUGAAUGAGUUGUCUGGUACUAUUCCUGAAGCCAUUGGAAAUAUUCAUGGCCUGCAACAGUUGAGUUUAGCACACAACAAUUUAUCAGGGCCAAUCCCCACAGUUUUACAGAAUCUAGCAUCGUUGUCGAUGUUGGAUUUGUCCUUCAACAACCUACAAGGGGAAGUGCCAAAAAAGGGGAUUUUUAGAAAUUUGGCUAACCUUUCUAUCACCGGAAAUAACAACCUUUGUGGAGGAAUACCACCGCUUCAUUUAGCCCCAUGCAAGAUAGAUUCUGAAAGAAAAAACAGAGGAAGACAUUUGAAGCAUCUUACAAUAGCUCUACCAACAACUGGCACACUCUUACUAUUAGCCAUCCUUACUGCACUCAUUUACUUGAUCUAUAAGAAGGAUAAGCAGAGCAGCCCAUUCCAACCAUCAAUAGUUGAGGAACAGUACGAAAGAAUUUCCUACCAUGAAUUAGAAAAUGGAACCAAUGGAUUCUCAGAAGCAAAUUUGCUUGGUAAAGGAAGCUUCGGGGCAGUCUAUAAAUGUGCUUUGCCGGGUGAGGGAACUAUUGUGGCUGUGAAAGUUCUAAACCUUGAACAAUCUGGCUCUACUAAAAGUUUCAUAGCUGAAUGUGAGGCAUUGAGAAGGGUGCGCCAUCGAUGUCUCAUAAAGAUCAUCACCUGCUGCUCAAGCAUCAACAAACAAGGGCAAGACUUCAAGGCAUUGCUUUUUGAGUUCAUGCCGAAUGGUAGCUUGCAUUCUUGGCUCCAUAAAAGGUCUGAUAUGCUCACAAUGAACAAUACUCUCAACCUAGCACAAAGGUUGGAUAUUGCUGUCGAUAUCAUAGAUGCUUUAGACUAUCUUCAUAAUCACUGUCAACCGCCAAUCGUCCAUUGCGAUCUCAAGCCAAGCAAUAUUCUUCUUGCAGAAGACAUGAGUAUCCGAGUUGGAGAUUUUGGCAUAUCUAGAAUCCUUACAGAAAGUGCAAGUAGAACUCUGCAAAAUUCCAAUAGCACAAUUGGAAUAAGAGGCUCCAUUGGAUAUAUUGCUCCUGAGUAUAGUGAAGGAUCUUCUGUCACAACUCUUGGUGAUGUUUAUAGCCUCGGAAUACUGCUGCUUGAGAUGUUUACAGGAAAGAGUCCAACAAAUGAUAUGUUCACAGGUUCACUAGAUCUACACAAGUACUCGGAGGAUGCUCUUCCUGACAAAAUCUGGGAGAUAACCGAUACAACAAUGUGGCUGCACACAAACACCUAUGAUGACAGUACAAGAAACAGAACUGAGAAUUGUUUGAGCGAUGUCAUUUCCCUUGGGAUAUCCUGCUCAAGAAAACAACCUAGAGAGAGGACAUUGAUACAGGAUGCAAUAACUAAGAUGCAUGCUAUCAAAGAUUCAUACCAGUCUGGUGGUAGAACAUGAGUAGCAGCAAAAACUCUACAAGCAGCAGAGAACAAGUAGAGCUGAAAAUGAGCAAGAUGGUUGCAGGUAGUCACUUGCUUUAAAUAGCUGAAGAUGUAUAUGAUGCUUCAGUUCUAUCAUCCAGAGGACGUCUAAUAAAGAGUAAUCCAUCAAUAAGAUUAAAUUCAGAGUUUUAGCUCACUUUUAUUAGAGAAUUCGAUAAGAUGUAUGAGUCAAAAUUUAGCCAAUUGACUACAAAAUUCAAAUAGCACGACUGGAAUAUGACUCCCUUCCAUCCGUUA